Molecule: messenger RNA, 4945 nt
Organism: Chelonia mydas (Green sea turtle)
Lineage: Eukaryota; Metazoa; Chordata; Testudines; Cheloniidae
Product: CMRF35-like molecule 2
Exons: 6
Coding region: 94-948 (284 amino acids)
Cellular component (GO): plasma membrane
Molecular function (GO): transmembrane signaling receptor activity
Source: RefSeq, a predicted model, not a curated record
CCGGUGCUGCCUAGGAAUACAAAGGAAGGAUUUUCCUGGAGAGAGACUCACCUGGAACCGACGUCCCACCAGGCUGCGGGGAGAGGCAGAGCAAUGAGGCUUUUCCCCAUUCUGGGUUGGAUGCUCUUCCCAGGCUGCUGGGCGGUGACGGGCCCCGGGGCAGUGAGCGGGCUCCUGGGCGGGUCGGUGGCUGUGCGGUGCCGGUACCGGGGCGGCUUUGAGGAUUAUCUGAAGUUCUGGUGCCGGGAAGGUGGAAGUUGGCACUGUUCCAACUGGCUUCACAUCGUGGAGACCAAUGGGUCGGAGGCCGAGGUGAGGCGGGGCAGAGUCUCCAUCCGGGACAAUCACACCGAGCUCGCCUUCACCGUGACCGUGGAGAACCUGACCCGGGCAGACGCCGGCACGUACCACUGCGGGGUCGGGAAGUCUGGGCCUGACCCCAGGGCCGCUGUGAAACUCACCGUCUCCCCAGCUAAUUAUUCCCCAACCUCAACAGAAACGUCAUCAUCAGCGAUAGUGCAACCAGCUGCUUCUUCCCCCUCAAUAUCUACUUCCCUCGGGACAAAUGCUGAGAAAGGGAAAUCCAGCUUCUCCACUAACCAUGACACCACUCCCUCGGGCAGGUCCCAAGACUCAGACAUCCUCUUCUACGUCCUGAUACCAUGCGUCCUACUGGUUCUCAUUUUGUUGCUGCUCGCUGCUGUGAUGUUGGUAAGACUGUCCAAGAAGAGGAAAAAAGCUCUUUCAGGAGCAUCUGUGCAGAGGGACAAGAAAAUCAACCUGUCAAAUUUGGGUUCAGAAGAGGUUUCUUAUGCCACGGUGACGAUUUCCACCCCCGACCAGCAGCCCAUCUAUGCCAACGUGGAGCAGCGCCCCAAGAAAACACGCCCAGCCAAGCCCCCUGAGGAAACCCUGUACAGCGCUGUGAAGAAGCCAACCAAACACUAACCCUGGAUAGGAGGCCGAGUGGUGAUGGGGGGCUGCAUGGUCCUUAUCCAAGCUGCUUGAUCCCUACCUGGCAACAUGUGAAGCAACAGGGUUUAGAAGCCAAUCUGACCUGUACAAACUCCGCCACCUGUUGUAGGCAGAGGACUUACAGACACACUCAGCCUGGACCUGGAGUCUGUUGGUUUGUCUGAUGGACAGGUGGCCUGAUGGAACUAAACAGUUGCUGUUAUCUUGUGAGGAGUGGGUUCAAAGAGCCAGUGGCUGGGCUUACAGACAAUGAACCUCCCCAGGAUCUGGUCAGCAGGACACGAGAGAAACGUUGUAUCUGUGUUUGAAUAUCAUACAUCUGGUGCAAAAAGGGAGCUUAGCGGGACCACGAAGCAAACCUGCCUGCAAGAGGAGUUUCCUCCAUAUCAGGAGAGAGAGUAGUUCCCCCUGUCACCACCUCUGACAGCAAGUUAAACCGGAAACAGACCCAGGCAUCCGAGAGAUAGAUGGAAAGAUAAUUUACAUGCUCACAGGUCUCCUGGUGAUUAAAUCUAUCAAGCUCUGGAAUCAAAUCAGGUCAAGCAUCUACAUCCCAGCCUGUUUUCAUACAGAAACUUAAAACCCCUGGAACUGAAUUUUGAACUGGUUGGACACAGGGCAAUCAUCAUCUACAGAGAGGAGAAGUGCAUGGGGAGGAACCUGGGCCUCAGAGUUGUCUCUAUGCAUUACUGGGGGGAUGGUCUUAUUAAGGUUGCCUCCCCAACACUUCCCAUUAUAAAACCCCAUUUUGGUUGCUUAUAACUUUGCCAAAUUUGAAUUUUAAAUUUUCUUAGCCAGGUGUCUCCCUCAGAAUUAUUUUUUUUGUUUUGUUUGUUGUUGUUGUUUUUUAAGCUUCAACCAUACAGUUCAGAUAUUCCUGAGAACAAGGCUAGGGAUAAAUAUGCUGCCUUGCAAUGUUAAUAAAAAUUCUCUCUCUUUUCUUUGAGAAGCUGUAGUGCCCACACACUUUGCAGCCAGGACUUGAAAUCUGGUAGACCGUGGCCCGUGUCUCAGGGACAUACCUUUUGCUGUGAAAAUCCAGUCAAAUUUGGCCAAUUUAUAAGCCUUUGAAAAAUCCGUGUUUGUACAUGCUCAGUAAAAACUUCUUCCAGUUGCACAGACCACCAUUAAUUUCAGCAUCCCCUAACUUUUCAUUGCUUGAUUUUGCAACCUUAAUGUUAUUUUAAUGUCGGUUUUUUGCAUGCAAUAUGUUAUGCAAGGAGGGCCUUCUAACCACCGUCUUUCCCUCACCCUGCAGUAUGGACUGAUGGCGUGAAAGUUUUAUUUAUUUUUCUAGCAUGAACUACCCUAGAUUUAAGCCUCUUUCUUCUUGCAAAGGGAAUUUGUGACCAUCCAGAAACAAUGGAUUAUUAUAAAUUAUGUCUCACUGGCAUCAAUCAUUUAUACUGCAUGACUAGCGUUAAUCAGGCUUCCUACAGAAAGCCCAAUGAGUGUGAGAGGGUCGAAAAGCAACUAAACAUUGCUGCACUUGUUAAUAAACAUCUGGAGCCAGCCAUGAAUUUCAUGCAUUGCUGUGAACCAUGGGAAACAAAGGCUCCUGGAAACAGAAAGCAUAAUAAAAAAAGAAGAUCUGGCUUGCGUUGGAGGUGCUGAGCUAAGGUGUAUAAGAUCUAGAUUCAAUUCCCUUGUCUACCACAGACUUCCUCUGUAACUAUGGGAAAAUCACUUAUCUCUGGGUGUCAGUUCCUCAUCUACAAAACAGAAGUACUGCUACUUCCCAAAGAUUUUGUGAGAGUAAAUUAAUGAAUGUCUGAAACGCUCACUUACUACAAGGAGUGGGGUUGUAACAGUGUCAGCACCCAUCUCUUGCGAGCGCCCCCUUCUGGACAACAUAUGCCUGUAAUUACUCAGUUUUUUCACAGGGCAGCACCCACCUCUUCUCACAGGCACCCACUUUUUAGUUAGGUGUGAGCCCUGCUUUUCUUUGGGUUCUUACACCAGGGUGGCACCCGCCUCUCACGAGUGUCCCCCGGCCACUGGUUGUAUCAGUGACUCAGCCCUCCAGCCAAGUCACACACACCAUCCCCCCUUCUGGGGUAUACAGUCUGUCUUUCUCACGGUCCUGGUAGGGGGCCCAAGCACCAAGGCUUCCUCCCCAGGGACACUGCCUUCUUUAACAGCCCAACAGGGGCCCAUCUCAGCACCCACAGUUGGUGUCCUUACAGCAACCCUCGCUUGGGCUCAGUCUUCAACCAAACCAGCACGGUACCCUCGCCUGGUCUGGCUAAGUUCUGGGCUCAGUCCCCUGAGCUCAGCCUGUCCACAGUCCUGCUGCUCUUCCAGCAACCCAGACCUACAUCUUCAAGCUCCAGGCAACACACUGCUCUCCUGCUGCUGCUUCCUUUUUUAUGGCCCUUCUAGCCCCUGAUUGGUUGCUCCAGCAGCCCCUCUGAUUGGCUGCUUCUCUGCAGCCACUCUAGGCCACCUGGAGGACUUCUCUGCUUUUUGGAGGGGGCAGGGCAAAGCAGGGUCAGGAGGUUUUCAGCAGGGGGCCUCCAGAGCUAGUCCACCCCAUCACAGGGGUCAAUAAAAGUAUCUAGAUAGAUAAUUUGCAUGCCACGAGGGAUUAAAUUAGUUUCUUAAACUAAGAACCCCUCAGCAGUGUUAAAAAUAACUUCUCAAGUGCAUGGAUCAUGUGACAGUCAGCAAUGCUGAUCUCUUGAUAUAACUGAUUAAAAAAAAAAAAGCAUACAAGGUCUCUGUUAAGGUUUUGUAUUAGGCUGCAAGUUUGAUAAAGUUUGGUACAUAUCACGUCUUUGGUACCUGUUGGACUUGGAAGUGAAAGCCUUAUGGAAUGUCGACGUGCAUUAUUGAGAGUGUUCUAGGCAAUGUGAAAGUGGAAAGGAAUGCAAAAGACAUCUUUUUAUUUCCAUGCUCUAAAGGGGGAGGAGGGGAGGUGUCCUGAUGCAAUAUUACCUGCCACUAAAUAUAGUUUUUCUUUGCUAAUUAUUUCUAGUACAGUAGCACUCAGAAGCCCAAAUCAAGAUCAGGGCCCGGUUGCCCUGAAACUUGUACAAAUACAAAAUAUGAGCCUGUCCCUUCUCCAAAGUGCUUACAAUUCAACUAUGGGCAGGAUGUGAUAGGUGGAUGUAGGGCAAAGCAGUGCUGGUCACAGACUAGACGUUUUUCCCCAUGAAAAAUUUCAAACAUAGACUCUGUUUGAACUUCUCCAAAUUUCCCACAGGAAGCUUCAAACUGAUUCAAAACAAGAAUUUUCAUUCUCAAAUCAACAGUUUGUUCAACUAAAAGUGUCAUUUGUUUGGUUUUUCUGAAAAAAAAUCUAAUUAAAAGGACAUUUUAAGCAAAGGCAAAAUUAAAAUUUCUCUUUUCCUUUGAAAUGUCCAUUCAAAGUAAAAAAUUUCAUUUUGAAUUUUACUGAAGAAACUGAAAUCUUUCAUUGGACUUUUCCUGUUACGAAACAGGAUGUUAACAUAACCUGCAGCCAUCUUGUACACUUAGCCACUAUAAGCUGGAAGCAAGGACACCACGUAGUCAGGAAUAGUUUGACCUGGGUACAACCAAAGCAGACAAAAUAGCCCCACAGCUUCAGUGUUUGUCUGGGAGGUGAGAAAGUGACAGGGUCAUGGGAAUGAAAGGGAGCGUGAAGAACUGAUCUUGGCUCUGGGUGUCUGUGAUUAUAAGUUUUGUUUUUUGCUGAGAGCGGCUUUACGGAUAAGUAGAAAUUAUGAGGGAUUUUUUUUUGUUGUGUUUUUUUAAACUGUUGCUAGAGAAAUGGUCAGCCUAUUAGAGAUGUUCUGAGUUAUUUGCCUUAAGUAAGGUAUAAAAAGAUUAGCAAAUCUUCCCCAUGGCUAGGAGGAAGGCUGGCCGCUGGAGACCUGCUACUGGACACCACCUCAGACUUUGGGUAACUAUAUCUGGGGUGCUCGCAACUAUUGCUAUUUUGUGUGUGUGCUGUAGACUCAAUAAAAAUAAGGCUUUGGGGAUGAAA